UCGUAAAUCGUUAUCCUAUGAAUAUUUAUCCAGGGAGUAAGUUGUCGUAUAGUAAGUGGUAUAGUUAAUUAAGUUAGUAUUCUGUGCAUUCUCUGUGACGAUGGUGUUAGUAUUAGAGUGGUAAAUUGACACUUAAAUAUGGAAUGACUUUAACAUUUGGCCACUACAACUGACGCAACAAAGAAGAAUCUUCUGUUGACUUGUAGCUAACCGUAGAUUCCAUACAUGGGUAAUUGCUGCUGUCCAAAACCUGACACCUCCGUUGGCGAGGAACCGUUCUUGAAAGAGGGGAAUUGUGAAUUGCAGUGGAAAUGCGUUGAUGAAUCAACUAAACAUAAACAAUUGUUUUUAAAAUGAUUAAAUAUGGACAAGAUCCCAAAGUAAGGUUGAACAUAUAAGUGAUGUGCGUGUAAUUUUCUCCGGAGAAUUUUCAUCGGCAAACGAAGUGAUGGAACUCGUUUUUAUCUUGGACUGGGAAAAGAUGACUAUGGAAAAGCAGUGAAACGAAUACUUCGUGAUAUCUGCAUUGGGCUUACACAAGAAGAAAAGAAAAUUUUCAAAGACAUCAACGAAAAAAAAUCGAAUGAUGAUGUGAAUUAUUUUUACUUAGAAGAAGUCAUUUCAUCAGAAUAUGUUUAUUUAAUACUUGACCUGUGUGAAGAAUCGCUGGAGGAUUUUGUGCAAUCGGAAUCAAAUAGUUUGGCUUAUCUUCAAAAAUCGCUUCCCAAAGUUCUCAGACAAAUUUUAAAAGGUUUAGCUCAUCUUCACAGCGACCCAUAUCCUAUUCUCAUCUGGAUUUAAAGCCGUCUAAUGUUUUCCGAGACGCACAGGGCAAAUUUUUAAUAGCUGACUUUGGUAUGAGUCGAAUUUUGAAGAAUGAAUCUAACACAUUAAAAACAUCCAGAACUGAUCCACGGAAGACAAGAGCCAACGAGGAGAAAGUAAAUGUAGAGAAACAUGAAGAAUUCCAAGAAAACAAAUAGGAAAUAGCAAAAACCCAGCAGCAACAACCAGAAGAUUUACCACAAUGACCAGAAAGUAAGCAAUAAUUAAAGCCAAAUGAACUAAUUGAAGAAGCAAAUCAUGACGACAACUUCCAUAAACUUCUAGACAAAAGUAAGAAUAUUAAAGCUGACGUUCACAAGGCUCUCCAAAGGCAAUUUUUCUUUCAUGGGAUAUCGAUUAUGUAUGUUGACCUGUGCAUGUCGGAACAUUACGAAAAAUAGUUUUUAGAGAAUAUAAAGUUAUCGUUUCUUGUUUAAGUUGUUCGUGGCUUUGUGGGAAGUAUGGAAUAGCUCGCCCAAACAAGAAGAUGCCGUUUCCUUAUUUGUAUGUCACAGUUGAUUUUGAGAAAGAAAAUUCGGAGGCUGCUAUCAAAAAUGAGAUCGAUGAAAAGUUAAAAUGGAAAGCAUCGAAAUACAUCGAAUUACGAUCUAAACCAUUGAAAGAAGCAAAGUUUCGAAUGCUGUCUAAAAUUAUAGCGGAAAGAACCGAGGGUAGUUUUGGAACGUUGACAAUGUUCUGCCUUAAGAAUGAUAUGUACUAUGCCUUGACCUGUGCUCAUGCUGGUGUUGUCAAUAAUUUGGAUGACCGUCAACAAGACUUUUGUGGCUGAGUCCAAUUUAUGGAAAUCCAAGAAUAUCUAAAUGCCACAGUUAACGAAGAAAGCAUGGAAUACUUUUACAACGGACAACCGAUUGUCCGUGUUCCGGAUCAAACGAAAGUGGUGUCUAAUAAAGAAGUCGAUAUUAUGUACAUCGUCAUUGGUAGGGAGGAAGAUUUUCAGGAGCUUGCAGUAAAUAAUCAGAUGACUCUCAAUUUAGAUUUGGAUAUGCAGUGCCAUACAGGCCCUCACCACCUGCAUUGCAUGUGAAACAUCCAACUCCAAUGUUCUCAAAAGACAUCUGAAUCGACUACACAUCAAUCCAAAUGCAUUUUCGACAAUUCUUCGUGCUCGUGAAAGUCUACAGUUAAAAACUUUCUCAUCACCUAUUGCAGUGUGGUGUGGAUAUGGUUUCAUUAGAUUUUCAUUCAAAGCAAAUGCCUCAUCUCCAAGCAGAAAGUAAGGGAAUUUCAUUGGUAGACGACCGUCGUCAUGGAUUUACCUGCAAACGUUUGUUCAUAAAUCCCGACACUGGCUAAGUUACAUCAUUUGGCAGGAAGACGUUUUACAACGAAGACAAAUUUAAAAAAAAAAAGUCGAGAGAAAGUAAGUCCACUUCCUAAAGAUACUGAUAUGACAAAUUAAUGAGAAAUUACUUUGAAGAAAAGAAACGUUUAACGACUGUCCAGCAUGAUUUCUGCUAAAAUGUCUCGCGGUAAGUUGACCCUGUUAUGUUGUAAAGAUGAAAAAUAUUACGCGUUGACUUGUUGCCACGUUGGUUUGUCAAUUCAUUUGGAGUGGAAUGAUGACUUUGUUGCGAUUCAAGAUGAAAGUAGUGAAAACAAAGAAAGCAUUCAGCGUUUAUUGCAUAAAAAUAAAUAUACUUUCUCGGAUGAUGACAGCGUGGUUGGUCAUUUUUCUGACUUCUCUUAUGGUCCUGAUAUCGAUAUCAUGUCUAUCACUGUUGGCAAUGAAGAGGAUUUUCAGAAGCUUGUUGGUGAUGAAUUGGAAGAUGUUGAUUCAAACUUUGAUGACGUAUUUAGCAAAAUUCACGAAAGGCUAUGCCAAGAGGAAUCUGUGAUAGUUCGCACAGACACUGGUACUGAGGGCUACUUGUGUGAACUUAUGUAUUCAGUUUUUGUUGAAAAACAUGUGAUUUUGCGUAAUGUUAUCAUAAUAAAAAGUGAUGAGUCAUUUCUUAAGGAUGGUGACGCUGGUGUUCUUGUUUAUUUUUUGGAUGAAAAAAAUAAUUGGCAACCGUUUGCGUAUGGAAUUGCAGAAAUAACUAAUAAUCACGGGACAUAUUAUGCCUGCAUGAGAUUAAACAUCGCCUUAAAAGCACUCGGCCUUCAGGGUGGUCAGUUUUUUAAACCGAAGAACAAUGGUGACCAUCUAUCCGUUAGUGAUAAACACAUCGUCGACGGCACCGCAUUGAACAACACCAACCGUGACGACAAUAGUCGCACUGCCUCUUAUAAAGAGAAAGUUGACGAGAGAACAUAUCACGAACAUGAACAAGCGGCACACAUUUAUUCAAGCCAACUUGAAAUUGCUGAGAAAACGGACAACAAAAUACUCAAACUGAAGUUUCUAGCCCAGAUGCAUAUCAAUGAAUAUCACAAUUUGGUUGGGUUGUCGGAAGAAUGGAAUUGCGUUGACAAAUCAGUGAUGCAUCGCGAAAAGUUUGAAAUGAUGCAAAAACAUUGGCUUGAACAUCCAGGUGAUAUUAGAAUUAAAGGCGAUGUACGUGUGAUUUUCAAGGAAAAGUUCUUGAUUGGCGAAGGAAGUGAUGGAACCGUUUAUCUUGGUUUGGGAAAGGAUGGUUAUGGAAAAGCUGUAAAACGAAUCCUUAAUAAUAGAUGUAUCCAUUCUGCUCUACGAGAAAAGAAUGUUUUGAAUGAGCCAAACGCAAAGGAGUCGAAACAUGUUGUAAAGUAUUGGAACUUCGUAAAAGAGGAAGGAGAAGAUUUUGUCUAUUUGAUAUUAGACUUGUGUGAACAAACUUUGACAAGUUUUGUUGAGUCUACUAGUUUAGAUACACUUCAAGAAACCCUUCCCGAAAUCCUUAGACAAAUUUUAAAUGGAUUAUCUGAUCUUCAUAAUGGUCCAAAUUCUAUUCUUCAUCGGGAUUUAAAGCCUUCUAAUGUUCUUCAAGACGUGAAAGGCAAAUUUAUGAUAGCUGACUUUGGCUUUAGUCGAAUAUUGAAAAGUAAAUCAACACAUCAAAGCAGUCCUGGUACAGGCAGUUAUGGUUGGUCCGCUCCUGAAUGCUUUGGUGAGGGUCGUUACAAGAAAGAGUCUGAUAUAAUGAGUACAGGAAUGGUGGCUUAUUAUGUUGCAACAAAAGGGGAACAUGCUUUUGGAACUGAAGAGAAUAUAUUGAAAAACUUAAUAAAUGGAAACCCUGUUGGCUUAAAAAAAAUCGAUGAUGUUCAACUUAAAGAUCUUCUUUCAUGGAUGCUACAGCAUAAGCCUGAACUCAGGCCAUUAGCCAAUGUGGCGUUAAAACAUCCUUAUCUACAAUCCAAUGAGGAAAAGUUUGACAUGCUGUGUGAUGUUGGAAACCAACCGGAGAUAAAACAACCAAUAUGUCGAAAUUCAGAUGUUCGUAAGCAGUUGGACUGUCCCACAGAAUGGAUGAAUUGUAUCGAUGAUGAAGUUUUGAAAGAUUUAACAACAUAUGAAGUAAACAACAAAAAAAGGACUGUAACCUACGAGUCUUCAUGGGCAAGUUGUUUGAGAUUCAUACGUAACGUUGAUCAGCACUGGCAUGAUAAAUCUCGUUCACGUCUAUCGUCAUAUAUCAAGGAAGGCAACUAUAAAGAGUAUUUCAUGCAACGUUUUCCCGAACUUCCUCUACUGGUGUACAAAAUUAUUAGAUCGACUGACUGGAAAACAAGACCUAAUCUCAAAAAACAUUUUACCUGAAACAUAAAUCCUGUGAAAAUUGAAGGAAGUCAAUGGAAAGGCAAUUGAAGAUAUUAUUGAGAACCGUAAUCUUGAUGGAAAAUGAAGUAUAACCAACUCUUAACUUAUCAUGUGCCACUUUCAAAUUGUUAAUUUGAACAACGACCAAGAAAUUGAUUUAUAAAUUCAUAUCAAGGAUUACUUACAUGUAUAGUCACUAAAGUAUGGAUUAUUAAUAGACUUAAAUUCGAUCAUAUAUGUGUGUAAAGGUCUCAAUAGAUGUAGGACAUGAAUGCAUGAAAAGCAAUUAGGGAAAUGUUGUAUUAAUUAUAGUCGUAGAGCAUCUUAUUAACAAUUUUUUGUUGGUGUUU
Molecule: messenger RNA, 4881 nt
Organism: Xenia sp. Carnegie-2017
Lineage: Eukaryota; Metazoa; Cnidaria; Anthozoa; Malacalcyonacea; Xeniidae
Product: probable serine/threonine-protein kinase ireA
Exons: 13
Coding region: 2294-4531 (745 amino acids)
Biological process (GO): IRE1-mediated unfolded protein response; mRNA processing; intrinsic apoptotic signaling pathway in response to endoplasmic reticulum stress
Cellular component (GO): IRE1-TRAF2-ASK1 complex
Molecular function (GO): protein serine/threonine kinase activity; ATP binding; RNA endonuclease activity
Source: RefSeq, a predicted model, not a curated record